Stomoxys calcitrans (stable fly) is the source of this 3433-nucleotide messenger RNA. It is a transcript of the gene mol, whose product is annotated as dual oxidase maturation factor 1. Gene Ontology annotation, cellular component: endoplasmic reticulum membrane. The coding region runs from base 780 to 2168 and encodes 462 amino acids. NCBI's taxonomy places the organism in Eukaryota, Metazoa, Arthropoda, Insecta, Diptera, Muscidae. The transcript has 9 exons. Gene Ontology annotation, biological process: protein transport. The record is from RefSeq and is a predicted model, not a curated record.
CAAUUAUAAACGACGGACGUGUUUCGGUUAUCAAACUAAACAAGUAUAUUUUUUAAAUUUAUAUUUAUUUCGUUAUUAUACUCUUAGGGAGACUCUCGGAGCGAUUAACAGUAAAUGUUUCUAUAAAUGUUCGCGUCCAAUAUUGAAGUGAAGUUCAAAUUAUAAGAAGUCUAUACUAAAUGAUGGUGACUUCAACCAGAAAGUGCUAAAAAUUUGGGAUUUGAAAUAAUCCUGGAAUAAAAAAAAAUUAAAACAAGUUUGUUCGAGAAAUAAUCAUUCCAUCGAGCUAUCUGUUCUAAGCCCUUAGCGCUUGGGGCUUACGAAAACAAAACGGCAACAAUUGUACAACUGUCAAGAAAAGAAAAAUUGUUAAUUCAAAAUCAUAUAAAGUAAUAUAGAUUUGUAACUGUUGAAAAUUGACAACAAAGGUUUAUUAAACUUUUGCACAAAAUUGUACAAGCUGACAGGCGGAUACCGUAAGAAAUAAUAAAAAGUAAAGCCUACUACCACAGUUAUAUAUAUUGGACAUCGCUUCAAAAAUUCUUCAAAAUCUCUUAAUAUUGGACAUUCUUAUUACAAUUGGACAUAGUGUGUUACACCUACACAAAAAUAUAUAUGCUGACUAGUUUGGAAGUUUUAAAAUUGAAAUGCUAUAUACAAUUUAUGCAGCGAUGAAAUAUUUUAACGCAAAGGAUUUGCACUACUAAUUACAGACGGACGUUAACCUGGUGAUAAGUAUUAGAAAGAAAAUAAAACUACCCUCAUAACGUUUGCAAAGCAUGAAGGGUUGGUUUGAUGCAUUUCGAGACGAUGGUGGACCCACACUUUAUUCUUUCUCAAAUCGUACACCCGUAACAGGAGAUGUAUCCAUAGUAGCCGUAUCUGUAUUAUUUGCGACAUUUUAUGUUGCCUUUUUAGUUAUAUUUCCAGGUGUAAGAAAACAGAAAUUCACAACAUUCUCUACCGUCACAUUAAGUCUUUUUGUGGGACUAGUCAUUUUAAUCACAAGACUUGGUUCAGCAUGGCAUGUUGCCCAUACAACAAUUAUAGCACCGUACAAAGCCUUCUCGCGUGAGAAAUUACCUGCGCGUAUAGGAACCCACAUUGGUUUGAUGCAUGUCAAUGUGACGUUGACGGCUAUACCCGUUGGCAACUGGACACCACCGGACAUCGAUUAUAAUGAACGUUUCACCUGGGAGGGUGCCACCGAUAUGAGUACCAAUUAUAGGGAGGCAUUGAAGCGUGGCCUACCGUUUCCUAUCUUAACGGUUGCUGAGUACUUCAGUCUUGGCCGUGAAGGUUUCUCAUGGGGCGGCCAAUAUCGUGCUGCUGGCUACUUUGCAAGUAUACUGCUCUGGGCAUCUCUGGCCUCGUGGCUGAUGAUGAAUUUGUUGCUUAUCGCUGUACCACGUUAUGGUGCAUAUAUGAAGGCCUUAACGGGUGCACUCUUGAUAAGUACCAAUAUUGGCUAUUAUUGCCAGUUGCCGAAAAGGCCACUAACCAUAUACAUGGAGGGUGGACGUUUGGAAUUUCAUCUGGGAUGGUGUUAUUGGUUGUUAUUGGUUGCAGGCAUUCUAUGUUUUGUUGCUGGCGUUCUUAUAUCCGUAAUCGAUUUAGUAUGGCCACACACCUUCUCCACCGUCUUGGAGGUUUACUAUGGCACGCCAUACGAUCGUCAUGUUAUACUGGAAGAGUCUAGUGACGUACGCUAUCGUAAGCGUACAAGUCGCAGUAUAGAAGACCCUCCUGGUUUGGGUUCACGCAUCUUGAGACGACUCUCUUCUAAGGCUCGAGAUAACUCAGCACCACAAGCACAUAGAGGCAGUACCAGCAGUGCGGUGGCUCAGCAUAUGGGAGGCAGUAGUGGUGCCAUUGUGGGAAGUAGUUCUCAUCAAGUGGCACAUGUGCAUCAUGGACAUCAUCAAAGUGGAGGUGUGGAAAAUAAAGCCUACCAAAGUGAUGUGCCAAAAAGCCCAUGGCGUUAUCCCUUCCGAAGGGCCCAACAAAUACAGGCGCAUCCAAUGCACAUGCAGCGUACAAUGUCCCAAGAUUCGGGCUCAUCUGUAGCAUCAGCGGCCAUACAAAUUUCGCCCCUCCACAAGCACGCUUUAUCGAGAAUGUUGCCAAAUCCUCCAAUCAACCGUAUUCGUGACAUGGAGCAUUGGUGACCAUUUCACUUUCAAUGACAAUUAAAAUCAGCCUUGUUUUUAUAAAGCAAAAUUAUUUCUUCAUUUGAAAAUUUCCCUCACUACGCUCAAAAACACUUUCUUUUUACUUCUAAUGACGAAAUUUUGUUCUUUUAUCGGACGUAACUUAUUUGUGAUAAAAAAAAAAAACUAAACUCUAUUGACAACUAAUUGCCAAUUGAUUUUUAUGGAUUAGAAAUAUGGACGUAAAUACACACACACACACAAAUCUUGACGCAAGGAUUAUUGUUCAUUAAGUUCUAUACCUUUUUGGUUAUUAUCAUUCUGUUUUACCAUUUUAGUUUAUAAUUUAAGUACAACUACCAAUGGCAGCCAUGUUGUUUCUAAGAUAGACGAAACUAAAUACCAACAUAAACCGAGGGAUGCAUAGAGAAGGAUGAUGCAGGAUAAAACUAAAAACAAAACAAUAUUUUAAGUGAUGAUAUCAUUGUGAUAGUCCCCCAAAACUUUAUAACAAGACAAACAUCUUUAUUUAAACUAACAUUAUUGUAAUUACAUUCAAAUAAAAAGAGGGCGUGAUGGGGGUGUAGGCAGAAAUGUUACUGGGCAUACAAAUUGUCCAUAAUAUUUAGUUUGGAUAUGUGAUAUUAAACAACAACAACAACACACACAGUCUUAUCUUCGUAUAAACAUAUCUGUGUCGUGUCUCGUGUCUACCUAUAGUUCUGUUUAAAAUCAUAUGAAUUUAUGACAAGUGACCAGAAUUUGGUUAAAUAUGCAGUGUUAUCCUCAUCUUAGCCACUCAUUGUUCUAUUAACAAUAUAAUUUUCAAAUACCUGCUAACCUAAGUGUUUGCACAAAAUAUUAUAUUCAUGUACACAAGUAAGCUUUAGCUCUUAAUUAGCCUGGAUUACAAUUAUAUUGGCCAAGUUUACUCACAAUUACUUACAAACCAAUUGGCUUAAAAUUCUUUAGAAUUUAUACACAACACCUAGUGAAAUUUUUAAAUUUGUGUUUACAAAAUUAUUUAUUUUUUCGACUUUUUAUUUUAUAUUAUAAGGUUUUAUUUUAUUUUACAUUUAUAUAUAAUUUGACAAGAUAUCAUUUAAUUUAUUUAUCAAAGAAAACAAACAAUUAAUCUUAAAGCAAGAAGCGAGCUGAGCGAAAAUAUUGCAUCGAAUCACGAAAUAUUAAAAAAAUUAUUUUCACAAAUAAGAUAUGUAAUCAUAUUGAAUAUAAUGCAACGAAAAAACAAGUAUAAAAUGAAUAAAAUUCUACAAAAUUGA